CUUUUAUUUAGGAUUAAUCUGGAGUUAGCUGGAACUCUCCGGGUAAGGGAUGGCUACACGAACUCACUUCAUACUGCUGCUUAUGGUUGUUGUCAUUGCUUCAUCUGUUCAAGUCCAUGGGAACCUCUCCCCUACUUACUACUCAUCUACAUGCCCCAAAGCAUUGUCUAUUGUUCAGGCGGGCGUGAAAGCUGCUAUCAAAAAGGAAGCGAGAAUGGGGGCGUCUUUGCUCAGGCUGCACUUCCAUGAUUGUUUUGUUAAUGGUUGUGAUGGGUCCAUUCUGUUGGAUGAUAAUGCUAAUUUCAAAGGGGAGAAAACCGCAGGACCUAACCAAAACUCUGUUAGAGGAUUCAAUGUGGUUGAUAACAUUAAAGCUCAACUGGAGAAAGCAUGUCCCAGAGUGGUGUCUUGUGCAGAUAUUCUUGCGAUUGCUGCCAGGGACUCUGUUGCUAUUUUAGGUGGCCCUUUUUGGAAAGUGAAGCUAGGAAGAAGAGAUUCUUUGACUGCUAGCAGAGAAGCUGCUAACACCUUACUUCCUGGACCAAAUUUCAAUCUAAGUGCUCUCAUUUCCAGCUUUUCUGUUCAUGGACUCUCCUUGAAAGAUUUGGUGGCACUUUCAGGAUCACAUACCAUAGGUUUGGCUAGGUGCACAGUAUUCCGAUCACGAAUCUAUAAUGACCCCAACAUAGAUGCCUCAUUUGCCAAGUCGCUGCAGAAAAAGUGUCACAAAAGUGGAAACGAUGAUGUCACUGAACCCCUUGAUUUCCAAACUCCGACCUGUUUCGAUAAAUUAUACUAUGAUAAUCUGUUAAAAAGGAAGGGUCUUCUUCAUUCUGACCAAGAACUCUUUAAAGGCAGCUACACCCCUGCUAAAUCUCUGGUUAAAAAGUAUGCUCAAGAUGCUUCUGCAUUCUUCAAAGACUUUGCUAAGGGUAUGGUCAAGAUGGGGAACAUCAAACCUCUCACAGGAACUGCUGGAGAGAUAAGAAUCAACUGCAGAAAAGCAAACUGAUGGAGGGUUCUCUUCAUCAGUCUAUUGUAAUAAUUAGUGGCUGGAAAUCAAAUGUCUAGUAUGUAUGAUGAAUAUUCAUUGCUAAUGAAGCAGUAAUUAAUAA
This is a messenger RNA of Rubroshorea leprosula, 1115 nucleotides long. The record is from the annotation of a GenBank genome assembly. NCBI's taxonomy places the organism in Eukaryota, Viridiplantae, Streptophyta, Magnoliopsida, Malvales, Dipterocarpaceae.